Molecule: messenger RNA, 1535 nt
Organism: Phascolarctos cinereus (koala)
Lineage: Eukaryota; Metazoa; Chordata; Mammalia; Diprotodontia; Phascolarctidae
Product: cysteine-rich secretory protein 3-like
Cellular component (GO): extracellular region
Source: RefSeq, a predicted model, not a curated record
CGACGCGGCUGUUAAGAAAAGUCGCUUUGAAGGAGGCUCCGAAUCCAAGCCCGGAGCAGCGGAGGGACGCCCCUAUUCAGUGAAAAAAUAUGGAUCUUUAACAACAAAACAUAUGAAGCAUUCAUGCCAAACAAAAGAAAGCUGAGCAAGUCAUUCAAGUUGCAAAAAUUCCAAGCAAGAAAAACACAAGAAAGUUAAAUGAGAACAAUUAUCAAGAACAGACUAAACAAUGACAAAAUUAUCUUUUGUUUCUGGAGUUCCAUUGUUACAAUAAUAAAUUUCAUUGUAAUGAAAGACCAUCAAGGGACGAACAGAACAUAAGAAUCUCUAGAUAUAAUAUUAAAGAGUCAAGGGAAGGGAAGGAGGAAGCUACUUAGGCUCAAUCUCAUACUUCACUAAAACUGAAUCAACAUAUUUUAGAAUAGGAAUAACACAACGAAGUAAUGUAAAGUGGUUAAAAAGCCAGAAGACACAGAAGAGAUCUGAAACUAUAUCCCAUCCAGCCUGCAGAAAACGUAGUUUGUUCUUCCCUGGCCUAGAGUACUGGAAUGCAAUGAUUUUACUACCUGUGCUGCUUUCCUUAACUGCCAUACUGCUCCCGUCUUAUGGUGAUGCACAGAGUGUAUCCUUUGAAUCUCUAUCAACUGAACAUGAAGAAAUUCAACAUGAAAUAGUGGACAAGCACAAUGCUCUGCGAGCACAAGCCUCACCCCCUGCUGCAAACAUGCUACAGAUGGAAUGGAGCGAAGAAGCACAAAAAUCAGCCCAGAGCUGGGCAAAUAAAUGUACAUUAACACACAGUGAUGUAGCUAGCAGAACAAUUGGGAGCAUAUGUGGUGAAAAUCUCUUCAUGUCAACUGCUCCCGUCCCAUGGUCAAAAGCUGUCCAAGCUUGGUAUGAUGAGGUUGAAUAUUUUGUUUUUGGAAAAGGAUCAACUUCUAACCAAGCGGUUGGACAUUACACUCAGGUGAUGUGGUAUUCAUCUUAUAAAGUUGGAUGUGGAUGUGCUGAGUGUCCUAAUGCUUCUUACAAGUACUUUUUUGUUUGCCAUUACUGCCCUGCUGGAAAUAUUUUGCCUCGACAAAAUUCCCCUUAUGAAGUAGGAACACCAUGUGCCAAGUGCCCAAAGAACUGUUCCAACAACCUCUGCACUAAUCCUUGUGAGCACACCGAUGGUUAUUCAAACUGUUCUCAGUUGAAAAAGCAAUAUUCCUGCAGUAAUCAAAUUGUCAAGAAAAAUUGUAAGGCUUCCUGUGAAUGUACCAAUAAAAUCUAUUAAACUUCUCAUUGGAAAUUUGCUUCCAUCAAUAGGGAUAAUUGGAACACAAUAAUACCAGCAACAAUUAUUUUAAAAUUAUAACAUGCUUGUAGUGAAGCCAUAAGAUACUAUUCCUGAUUAGUUUCAGAAAUUUGUCAUUUGAUUGUGGGCAUCAGUUUCUUUUUACCAAAUCAUUUAGGGGUUUGCAUACAUCCUAUAAAUGAUUUCUUAAACUGACUCACUAAAAUUAAAAAAAAAUAAAAUGAUUGUAAAACCA